ACACAUUAAUAAUAGAAAAUUAAAUCUCAAAGUUAUGGGUUUGCAAUCCCAGCUUUAAGCUCCCUGUUAUAAAAUUUUCCGAAGAAAAUCUGCGGCCCGGCCGGGGCGAGCAAAUGGCUGGCAACAUGCGCUGAUGUUCGCCGUGCUAUGGAAGAAUUUGGAUGUUUCGAAGCAAUUUACAUUAAAGUUCCUCUGGAUCUCCAUGGCGCGGCUCUCACAAGGACUGCAGAAUUAUUUGAUCUCCCAACGUAGGUGAAAAUGAGAAACCAGAGUGAUAAGCCAUACUUUUCUUAUUGUGGACAGUAUAGCUUUCUUCCCCUCUACAAGUCCUUGGGGAUUGACAAUCCAACCACCAUUGAAGAACGUCAAAGUUUCACUCAUCUCGUGUGGCCUGAAGGAAAUGAUUGCCUUAGCCAAACUGUUCAAAGCUUCUCGGAGUUAGUUGUGGAAUUGGACGUGAUGGUGAUGAAAAUGCUAUGUGAGAUCUAUUGUGUUGGUAGUUACCAUGACUCUUACGUGGGAACAAAAGAUGGUCAGUGGAUCGAUGUGGAGAUGCCUCCUUCGUCUUACAUAGUCAUGGCAGGUGAUGCACACUCAUGGUGGGUGUGGAGCAAUGACAGAAUACCAUCCUGUUACCAUCAAGUCAUUAUGACAGAGAAAGAGAUGAGAUACUCCACCGGAAUGUUUUCGUUCGUCACCGGAAUGAUACAUAUACCUGAAGAGCUGGCCGAUGAGUCUCACCCACCCAGCUACAAGCCUUUCGACCAUUUCAGUUUCCUUCAUUUUAAUAAAGAGGAGGGCAAGAAAUUCCCCUGUUCUAUUAAGGCUUAUUGUGGAAUUUGAAAGAUAUUUUAAAAAUAAAAAAUUAUGGAACUAUAUGUUGUGCUAGCGUUAUGUGAAAGAUAUAUCUAAUGGCUAUAAUUAUGUAUCAUGUAUAAUUGUUCUUGUUUGUUUCUAUUGUAUCUACUCUUUUCAGUUUAAUACCAUACAUAUUUUCACCUGUUUGGCUUGUAAGCAUAUAUAUGUAGCUAGAUUUUUCAAUAUUUUUUACAAGGGAAAGUUUCAUAUCUACCCUUUAUUUUGAAAUAGCCACGGUGCCUAUUCUUCAUGAAAAUAAUAAUAAAAAAAAGUUGAAAAG
Molecule: messenger RNA, 1138 nt
Organism: Rubroshorea leprosula
Lineage: Eukaryota; Viridiplantae; Streptophyta; Magnoliopsida; Malvales; Dipterocarpaceae
Source: the annotation of a GenBank genome assembly